AUGAGAAACUCGCUUCGGCGUCUACUACCCAUCGUGCACGUAAUAAGCGCUCUAUUCAUAUUAUGGAAAGGCUUAUCAAUCCUCACCAACUCUCCCUGUCCCAUCCACGUCGUCGUAUCAGACUCAAUGGCGCCGACCUUUAAACGUGGCGAUAUCAUCAUUGUAUCCAACCAGGAGCAGGAGAUCCAGAUAGGAGACAUUCCUGUCGUCUGGUUCUCUAAAGCACCUUUGCCAAUGGUUCACAGAGCAAUCAAGAUUAUAUGGAGAGCAAGGCCAGGAAGCCGAGUUACAGAGCAAUUGAUUCUCACAAAGGGCGACAAUAAUGAGAUGGAUGAUGUCGCGCUCUAUCCCGGCAAUAGGAAGUAUAUCUAUAGGGAUGAGAUUAUCGGGGUUGUUCGAGGUUAUGUGCCAUACUUAGGGUGGAUAACUAUACUUUUAAACGAAAUGCCAUACUUGAAGGUUGGGCUCCUUGCCAACUUGGUUUCUCUCAGCAUUUUCACAUAA
This is a messenger RNA of Daldinia vernicosa, 504 nucleotides long. Its product is annotated as putative signal peptidase I. The record is from RefSeq and is a predicted model, not a curated record. The transcript is spliced from 2 exons. Gene Ontology annotation, molecular function: serine-type endopeptidase activity. Gene Ontology annotation, cellular component: signal peptidase complex; membrane. Bases 1 to 504 code for a protein of 167 amino acids. NCBI's taxonomy places the organism in Eukaryota, Fungi, Ascomycota, Sordariomycetes, Xylariales, Hypoxylaceae.